Molecule: messenger RNA, 3955 nt
Organism: Hemibagrus wyckioides
Lineage: Eukaryota; Metazoa; Chordata; Actinopteri; Siluriformes; Bagridae
Gene: acvr1bb
Product: activin A receptor type 1Bb
Exons: 9
Coding region: 125-1627 (500 amino acids)
Biological process (GO): protein phosphorylation; cellular response to growth factor stimulus; activin receptor signaling pathway
Cellular component (GO): activin receptor complex; plasma membrane
Molecular function (GO): ATP binding; activin binding; activin receptor activity, type I
Source: RefSeq, a predicted model, not a curated record
GUGUGUGUGUGUGUGUGUGUAUGUAUGUAUGUGUGUGUGUGUGUGUGUGUGAUGGUUUGAGCUCGAGCUCUGCUGUCAAUAUCGCACUUUAAAUGCUCAAAUGUAAUGCGAUGGGAUUCUGACCAUGGAUAAAACCCGAAUCCUGAUCGUAUGUUUCGCUGUUUUGGGAUUUGGUGGAGGAUGUGAUGGUCUGUUGUGUAAUUGCACCACGUCUCAGUGUGAAAAGAAUGGCUACCGCUGUGAGACGACGGGGGCCUGCAUGGCUUCAACCUCCCUUAUUGAUGGCCAGGAGCAGCACGUGCGAAUCUGUAUCGACAAAGAAAAGCUGGUUCCUCCUGGGCAACCCUUCUUCUGCCUGAGCGCCGAGGGUCUGCUCAACAUCCACUGCUGCUAUACGGACUACUGCAACAGUCUGGACCUCAAGGUGACCUCAGUGACCGUGCAGCCUAAUUCGGCCAUGAUGGGUGGCUGGGGGCCAGUGGAGCUGGCUGCUGUGGUUGCAGGCCCUUUGUUUGCUCUGUUUGUGCUGGUACUGCUGGGCCUCUUCCUUUUCCAACACCAUCAGAGAGCCUACGGCCACAGACAGAGACUGGAGGUGGAGGACCCAAGCACUGAACACCUGUACCUGGCUAAGGACAAAACAUUGCAGGAUCUCAUCUAUGACCUGUCAACAUCCGGCUCGGGUUCAGGUCUCCCUCUGUUUGUUCAGAGGACAGUAGCACGGACUAUUGUGCUACAGGAGAUCAUAGGCAAGGGCCGCUUUGGAGAGGUGUGGAGGGGGAAGUGGAGAGGAGGAGACGUGGCGGUAAAGAUUUUCUCCUCUCGAGAAGAGCGCUCCUGGUUUCGCGAAGCUGAGAUCUAUCAGACCAUCAUGCUGCGGCAUGAAAACAUACUGGGCUUUAUUGCCGCUGACAACAAAGAUAAUGGGACAUGGACUCAGUUGUGGCUGGUGUCUGAUUAUCACGAACAUGGCUCUCUCUUCGACUAUCUGAACCGAUACUCCGUCACCAUCGAGAUCAUGAUCAAACUGGCGCUUUCUGCUGCCAGUGGCCUGGCACAUCUGCAUAUGGAGAUCCUGGGCACACAGGGUAAGCCUGGUAUUGCUCACCGUGACCUGAAAUCAAAGAACAUUCUGGUGAAGAAGAAUCUCACAUGUGCCAUCGCCGAUCUGGGCCUCGCAGUACGCCACGAGUCUGUCACGGAUACCAUCGACAUCGCCCCCAACCAGCGCGUGGGCACCAAGAGGUACAUGGCUCCAGAGGUGUUGGAUGAGAGUAUCAACAUGUGCCACUUUGACUCCUUUAAAUGUGCUGACAUCUAUGCGCUGGGGCUGGUGUACUGGGAGAUUGCACGCCGCUGCAAUGCCGGAGGUAUCCAUGAAGAAUACCAGCUCCCCUACUAUGACCUGGUGCCCUCUGACCCGUCCAUCGAGGAGAUGAGAAAGGUGGUGUGUGACCAGAGGUUAAGACCAAACGUACCCAACUGGUGGCAGAGCUAUGAGGCUCUCCGUGUGAUGGGGAAGAUUAUGAGGGAGUGCUGGUAUGCCAAUGGUGCCGCUCGACUGACCGCUCUGCGCAUCAAAAAGACCCUGUCUCAACUCAGCGUGGACGAGGAUGUCAAAAUGUGAAAGAAUCCCAAGCAUAGUGAUGGUCAGAGAACACUGUAACAGAAACAAGUGUACAAAAUUACUACUGCUCCAAACUAUCCUGCCAGUUUGAGAAAAUGUACCGCCGUCGGUCGAGUUGUGACACGGCCUACCUCACCCACAAAGCCAAAACUACUAACAAAAUUGUAUUGCAUCAUAUUCUUGAACUCAACUGCUCCUCCAUCCCUCUUUAAUGUACGGCCACAGACUGCAAGUUCCGAUCCUAUUGAUCUACGUUGAGCACUGCUGCCCCUAGAAUAGCUGAUAGCAAAACUCUACUAACAUGAUAUUGACCUUUAAUUUCCCAGAUAUUUCAAUUAGUCCCAUAUCAGCAGCUCAGGAGCAGAGAUCACUUUUUACCUGCAUAUUGUGUGAACUACUAUAACAAGUCACUGAAUCCAGUUCUGGGCUGCUAUCAUGUCAAGAAGUGAAAUCUGAAUGUGGGUUUGUACAGAUCUUAUUGCACUCCAUGUGUCGCUCUUGUAGGAACGUGGGCUGUAUGUGUUUAACGUGAGCAGAGUAUCUUACUUGAAUGCAGGUGCUAUUUUGAGCUUUAGCUUUUGGUAUAAUCGGGGUGCAUAGAAUUUUACCCAAACCUCAGAUUUAAAGCAAGGGUUAAAUAGACAGAUUAGGUAGGUCACUCCAGGGGAAAGCUGACAACUAUUUGGGAAAAAUAUCUAAAAUCUAUAUAUAGUAUAUAUAUAUAUGUGUGUGUGUGUGUGUAUUUGUGUUGGGUUAUUCUGGCACUACUGAUGUGUGUUUAGUGGAGUGACUUCCUGAAAGCUGGACAGUGCCUAAAAGGUUUUUUUUUUUUUUUUUUCUUUCCUCCAUCCAACAUGAAUUAAUCUAUUAAUAUUGCAUUUAUUGCUGCAUUCAUUCAUGGAUGAUCCGUGUCUUUCGUGUGUAGUGUGGGUGUGUGUGUGUGAACUGAAUAAUCGCAUCUCUCUCGCUUUCUAUGACUCAUUCACAUUCACUUGGUGAAUGGUGCAUUGUGUAUUUAUUUUAGAUCGAACAUUCUCCAUUCGCUCGUUUUGCUUUAGUGUCAUUAGAUUUCUCCUUAAAAGCUAAAUGUAUAUAGGAUGUAUUUUUGGAAAGGUACAGCAGUGUAUAUCUCGUUCCCUUUUGGUUUCAGGUUGAUUAGAUACUAAGCUAAGGGGUGAAGUUUAGCAGCUUGCACACUGAUGGGAUUGCUUGGUGGGUUGAAGCGGUCUGAUCAUAACCCCGGCACAAUUUUCUUUUUUUUCUUUUUUUUGGUUCCGCAUUUUUCUCGUAUCACUGUAGCAUCCUGUAGCAACAGUAUGACCAAUUUAACAGUAUCUUUUUCGGCAAUAUGCCUUUCAACCAUGAACGCACUGGAAAGGUUGAGUAGACGAAAGGUUUAUGCAAUAUUCACAGGGAGUGCGCCAGUUCGGGAGAUGGAGCAUUAGUACGUUGAGAAGUACUCUGGCGCUGUGUGCAUGUGGAGACAGGAUGAGCUGUUAAACCUGAACUUAAGGAGUGGCCUCAGCUCUUCGACACUGUAUUUUUGACUACUAUACCACACAAAAACCUUUUAUAUAAUCAGUACUACUGCCCUGCUCCUGCUCACUCUCCCUUACUCCUCUUGAUAUGCAACUUGUAAAUAGUUUGUAAGUAUGAUUUUUCUUCCCCGCCCUCAUCCUUUCUUUCUUUCUUUCUUUUUUUUUUUUUAAAUCCUAUAGACAAUUCUUGAAGCUUGCUGUAUUUUUGUGAUGGCCUUUUUUUUUUUUAUUUUAUUUUCCGAGUGUACACUCACAGGUACUACUGAUAUCUCUUUCGUUGUAGAAUAUACAGUCUUAACGAUCGGUAUACAGAUACUGUAUAAAUAGGACGUGUUAGACAUGUUAAAGGAUGAGAAGUUCUUAGGAUUCGAUGCCAACUUGGCAUGAAAUUGUUAAUCGAAACCUCUCUAGCAUGUGAAAGCCAAAAAUAAUAUUUAUAUGGAGAGUUGGUUGUGUUUUAUGUGGUUCUUAUGUUCAUAUUAGGAUUCUUGUUGUUACGGGGGCAAAACCUGUACAUGUUUAUUACACUGGAUUAUUAUACACUACUGAAUACACUACAGUACUCUAAAAUCUAACUCGCAAUGUCCACACUACUGUCUGUGCUCUGCUGAUCCUGAAACUGCUCGUAUGGUGCAGCAUCAGCCGGUUGUGAAAUUGUUCAUUUUUUUGUUCUUUUUUUUUUUUUUUUAGGUACAGAUAAGAAGAUUUUUCACGUUUAUUUUCUUUUUGUCGGUUUGAUUUCUUUCUUACUGCGUGUGGUAUUUUUUUUUUUUUUUUUCCAUUUUGGUUU